AUAUUUCUUACUGUUUUUGAAGCCAGAAGGAUCGCGAGAUUUCGUGUCUCUGCUUCAUGCAAAUCGAAUUGCAGAAUCAACUUUGGCAAAAUUGUUAAAAGACGAUUGUGAAUGCCACAUUUAAAUUAAUAAUAUAACCCCGAAGUACAAAUUUUGCUUGACACCAGGGCAACAACCGAUAUCAAACACACUUUAGUUCCAGACGAGAUGUAAAAAGAUCUUUUCUACAAUGGGGUCAUCAAUAUUCAAGUCCACAGUGGAAGAGGAGAUAAGUCAGGGAAGUAUUGCACAGAAUAAAGCAAAGUUUCAUGAUGAUACUUCACAGUUAAAACGACAUAGAUGCAAUGACAAAAGGAUACUUCCAGACACCGAUGACGAAGGAGAAAUUCAGGACAAUAUGACUAGGGAAACUGGAAAGCUGCAGGUCGCAUCAGGAGGUAACGUUUCAAUGGAAAAUAUAAAUGGAAGGCGAGAAAGCAACAGUGAAGGCGGAAAGAGUCGAUGCUCAACCGUUGCUCCACCAAGUCGAUCUGGCACCGACGAGAAAGACGGAAGUUCGGAAAUCUAUCAAGGGGAUCAAAUCUUUCCGGCAAAGACAUCUAACGAUAAUGACGCAUCUGUGGGGCUGUACGAAAUCACUCCUCCGAUGGAGGUAGCAGAGAACGCAAACGUCCUGAAUGUUGUAGCAGAUGAGACUGGGCAAGGCCCGCUAGAAAAUAUUGCAGUUGCAGGUGAGAUACCAGUGGGUGGGAAUGCCAUUGCAUCAAGACGGGAGACAACAUCUAAUCCCCAAAUAGACAGAACUGACAAGAAAGGAAACACACCGCUAUUCAACGCAGCCUCAAAAGGUAAUCUGAAAGGUGUUGAAAAUCUCCUCUUUCAGGGAGCAAACCCAAACAAACCAAGUAAUCGUGGACGUUUUCCUCUCCAUGAAGCGGCAGAAAAGGGGCAUGGAGACAUCGUUAAUUUGCUCAUCGGUAGAGGAGCUGAGGUACAGGUGGAAUGUGACAUAGGUCGGACCCCAAUCCAUAGAGCAGCAGCCAAUGGCCAUACAUGCAUCAUAGAAAGUCUUAUUGCACAUGGGUCUAAUAUAAACAGCGAAGACCAGACAGGGUGGACACCAUUUAAUGCCGCCGUUCAACAUGGCCAUCUAGAGACUUUGAAAUUCCUACUGAGCAAAGGAGCAAAUCAGAAUGUACAUCACGGUAGGACCCCUCUCUAUGCCGCCGCAGAGUUCGGUCAAUUAGAAAUCCUGCAGUUUCUAAUUUCCAAGGGAGCUAAUAUGAUUGGGGAAAACCCAUCAGGUCGGAUUCCUCUGCACGGUGCUGCUAUCAAUGGUGGCAUGGAAAUCAUCAAAUAUCUCAUUCAAGCAGGAUCUGAUGUAAACAAGGGCACGCCGAAGGGUUGGACGCCACUCGAUGCUGCUAUUAAAUACGGUCAUCUAGAGGCUGUCAAAUAUCUCAUGGGCGAGGGGUCAAAGCUGAAGAGAUAUGAUGGAAUGACCCCGCUUUAUGUUGCAGCUAAAUUCGGUCACUUAGAAAUUGUGAAAUUCUUCAUUUCUGAAGGCGCUGAUGUGAAUGAAGAAAAUGACUCGGGUGAGAUUCCACUGCAUGGGGCGGCAUUUAGCGGUAAGAUGAAAGUCAUUGAAUAUCUUAUUCAAGGAGGAUCUGAUGUGAACAAGGCUGAUGUCAAUGGUCGUACACCGUUCAAUGCCGCCGUCCAAUAUGGACAUUUAGAUGCUGUGAAGUUUCUCAUAGAAAAGGGCGCAAAGAAGAACACAUUUGAUGGCAUUAAUCCUCUCUACGCAGCAGCUCAGUUUGGCCACUUAGACAUAGUAAAGUUCUUCAUUUCCAAAGGUGCAGAUGUAAACAGAGAAAACGAUAAAGGGAUGAUUCCUCUCCAUGGUGCAGCUAGUCGAGGCCACAUAAAGGUCAUCAGGUAUCUUCUUAAACGAGGGUCCGAUGUGCACAAGGGACUUGCCAAAGACUGGGCGCCAAUUCAUGCUGCAAUUGCAUAUGGCCAGCUAGAAGCUGUCGCAAACCUCUUGAACUACGAAGUAGAGCAUGAUAGAUGUCAUAUAAAACACCUGCUUCACACAGGAGCAAAAUUUGGUCACUUGGACCUUGUGAAAUUCCUGAUUUCCAAAGGAGCUGAUAUCAAUGAGAUAGAUGAAGAUGGGAUGAUUCCUCUCCACCAUGCUGCUUAUGGAGGUCACCUAAAAGUCAUGGAAUAUCUCAUUAAGCUAGGGUCUGACCUGGAGGGCUGGACACCGCUCAAUGCUGCCGUUCAGUGUGGUCAUCUAGAAGCUGUGAAGCAUCUCCUUGAAAACGAGGCAACCCAGAAUAAAUACGAUGGAAUGACACCUCUCCAUGCCGCAGCUAAAUUUGGUCACUUGGAUCUUGUGGAUUUCUUCAUUUCAGAAGGAGCUAAUGUGAACGAGGCAGAUGUAGAAGGGAUGACACCUCUCCAAUGUGCAGCUGCCAGAGGUCAUAUAAAAGUGAUUGAAUAUUUCAUCCAACAUGGUUCAGAUAUCAACAAGCGUGACAAAAGAGGACGGAUGCUUCAUGAAGUUGCAAUAGGAAAUGGCCAGUUUAUAGAAGUUGCCAAAUUACUAGAUAAUAGAGCUAAGGACUGUAGCUUUGAAGUAAUGUCUUCACCGAAUGAUCAUACUGAUGAAGGAAAGCUCUCCGUAUCCAGUAGAUGGGGUGUGAAAGAGAGUGUUGCAGAGAUGCAGUCACGCGCAGAGCAGCAAGCCAUUCUCCCAAACAAUAUCGUUAAUGGAAAGGACGACAUUCUGGUUAACACUGAAAAGAAAAGAUGUGAUAAAAUGUCUUCAAAGGUUCUUUUCGAAAAGACCCAUGAUUCUGAGAAGGAUGAGAGUGGAGAGCGUAAUUCUUUCUUGUCUGCUAAGCUAAAAUCUCCUGACCAACGUGAGGAAAGCCCAGUACAACUUUGGCUGGAAUCAGAAAAGAAGGACCGGGCAGAGAAUAGGAACACCAUAACCAACACUACCAAUAAUCUCAUCACGUCUAAAUAUCGCACAUGGAAAUACGGAGCAUCCAAUCCACCCUUUCUUCAUGAAAUGAAGUCAAAUCAUGGUACAGGUCAUCCAUCUGAAGAACCACAAUCUGAACCCUUUCCCUUGACUGACGAGACCAGAGAAACACGAGAGCCUUUGUCGUCCUGGACAUUGAUGAACGCUGGCAGUAAUCUAUCAAUGCGCGGAACUUCAGCGAACUCAAUCAGUAACUUGAAAAACCUACCGGACGUUAACACGAAUCUGGACAACAGAAGCAUCCUCUUACCCAGUGCAUCAGCGAGCACGAUCAAAUGCUGGUAUCCUUCAGUCCUGGCCGCUACACGUUGCUUCCUGACGACGAUCCUAGCUUUAGCCGUCAUUCUGGCUGGGAGUCCGGCCCUCGUAUCAGGAAGCGAGAUUACCCAACGAAUAAUAUUACAAGCAGGUAAACCUGGUGUGGUCUCAUUCCAGAUAUCAAGGACCCCGAACACUACAUCAAAACAUGUUCCUUAUUAUACAAUUAGAUUAAAAUCACAGCAUCGUCCAUUUUGCGUUGAUGGUGAAUAUGAUGUAAUGGGCCUGCAAAGCCCAACCCAGUUAUCACGAUUUUCAACAUCAGUUUCUACUUGUUCAAAUUCAUUCCCUUGUAUAAAUCUUGAAAUAGAUAACGUUAAUGAUAUAGACGAAGGCAUUUACAUAUUUACAGCGGUGGAGUAUGCCAUCGAUAAUGUGUGGCGAGAAAGGCUUGAGAAGGAGGUUUUGGUAGAAAUUCCAAAUGGACCUGCAAAAUGCUUUAUAACAUUAAGUACAAACACGGUUCACCCUUAUGAGGUUCACUGCAGUGCUGAUUCUGGGAGCAUGAAAACCACACUGUCGUGCUACCAAAAUAAUGAAAAGUUGGUCGAAAAGGGUAUUAGUACGGAUAGUGUCCAUGUUACAAGGGGUGUGUUCUUCCUACCACAAAACCGCCUCUUCUCUUGCUGUUCACACAUUAUAACUUCAAAAGUAAGUGCGGUAACAUGUAAGGAUUUCCAGUGGCCACGAGGUGAAAUUUCUACAACGCAAACUACGAAUGACAUUUCGAUGUUAGUGAUUAAAAACAGUACUAAGCCUUCCAAUCAGAGAAGCACUGAAGCCACUCCGAUUGAUCACGUGGAGUCCUCGGAAGGAUCGGGAGCCACCGUUUUCCAUUCUGUUUUGUCUUUAGUGUAUCUUUUGGUAAUCCUGACCAAAAUAAUACAGUGA
Lytechinus pictus (painted urchin) is the source of this 4264-nucleotide messenger RNA. RefSeq names its product ankyrin-1-like. The coding region runs from base 230 to 4264 and encodes 1344 amino acids. Gene Ontology annotation, molecular function: protein binding. The transcript is spliced from 7 exons. The record is from RefSeq and is a predicted model, not a curated record. Lineage: Eukaryota; Metazoa; Echinodermata; Echinoidea; Temnopleuroida; Toxopneustidae.